Aspergillus glaucus CBS 516.65 is the source of this 1620-nucleotide messenger RNA. RefSeq lists its product as uncharacterized. Gene Ontology annotation, biological process: transmembrane transport. Lineage: Eukaryota; Fungi; Ascomycota; Eurotiomycetes; Eurotiales; Aspergillaceae. Gene Ontology annotation, cellular component: mitochondrial inner membrane. The record is from RefSeq and is a predicted model, not a curated record. The transcript is spliced from 2 exons. Bases 150 to 1163 code for a protein of 337 amino acids.
UCGUGUACUGGGGAAUGUGUCGGACUACUGCCGAGGUGCUUUUUCGGUGUAAUUAUUGAUUUUUUUUUCGGUCCCAUAUGCCGAACCUGACUUUGAUUUGAUUCUUCACUUCACGUCAUUCUAAGCCCCUGCUGGUCGUUGAGAGAAUAAUGAGUGGCACGGGCAUCAGUGUCCCAACCGCGAAAGAUUCAUCGACGACGAUAGAAGAGAGCCACCAUGUUUAUCGCACAUCAAAAUCAAACAAAGACAGUCGAAAUUUGGACAUUGCUUUACGAAAUGGACUAGCUGGAGGUGUUGCAGGCUGUGCUGCCAAAACUAUUGUCGCCCCAUUGGAGAGGGUCAGGAUCCUCUUCCAAACCUCUCAUUCUCAUUUUGUGCAGUAUUCGACCCACUGGAAUGGUUUAAUCAAGGCUGCCAGAGACAUUCAAAUGUCAUAUGGUAUAUCUGCGCUUUUCAAAGGUCACUCAGCAAGCUUGGUCCGCGUCUUCCCGUAUGCUAGUAUCAACUUUCUCGCAUACGAACAGUUCCGAGCAGCAAUCAUCGUAUCUUCUGAGAAAGAAACACCGUUGCGUCGAUUUUUGUGCGGAAGUAUGGCUGGUGCGGCCUCUACCUUUGUCACAUAUCCUCUUGAGUUGAUCCGUACACGUCUUGCCUUUGAAACAGUACAAAAGAAUCCCUCGUCCUGGCUUGGUGUUUCUCGGAAAAUCUACUUUGAAGGGGCAGUCAGCGGGGGCUUGUCAAAUUUUUAUCGAGCAAUUGCCCCGACUAUGCUAGGCAUACUUCCGUAUGCUGGCACGUCAUUCCUAACCCAUGACCUAAUUAGAGACUGGCUUCGCUUGCCUGCCCUUGCACCCUAUACUCUAGAAGCACAAUCUUCCACUCGACUGACUGCAGUUGCGCAGCUUUGUUGUGGAGCAGUUGCUGGCAUAGUCGCUCAAACAGUUUCUUACCCAAUUGAUAUCAUUCGGCGACGAAUACAAGUCGGAAGUGUGGUUGGUGCCCAAUCAGGCAUUGUGGAGACAGCCCAACGUAUCUUUCUGGAGAGAGGAGUGAGGGGUUUUUAUGUUGGGCUGACCAUUGGCUAUGUGAAAAUGGCUCCCAUGGUGGCGACAAGUUUCUAUGUCUAUGAUCGGAUGAAGCGAUUUUUCGGCCUUAUUGAGUAACCACGUUAUUGUUUCUCUUUCUCUUGACUCCAUUUAUCGCUUCCCUCUAUCAUGGUUCACCUCUUCACAGCUUGGUGCCCAUAGCCAAGUCUUCCUUGGGCCCAUUCGCCCAUUUCUCCUCAUCGAAAUCCGUUGCACAGUGGUUAGAACCUUCAUUGGGUACAUUUCACGGCUUAUAUGAGCAACCAGUUAGAAUCGCGUUGGCCACAGUUUCAAACUACUCAUAUGCGUAGGCCUGGGGGUCAUGGUUGAACAGCCAGUUGGGUUGAAGUUGAGCAAGAAGCUGCGGGUUGUUCUUCACUGCUUCCCAGUCUGUUUUAUGCCAAACAUCGCGUGUUUCAAUGCCCAUUUCUUGCCCAAUAUUGCACCAUUCAUAUCUGAGGGCUCAUGGUUAGCAUGUAUGAAAAAUUCGAGUAUCAGUAUCAUUUAUAGAUCAGGAGGGCGCCAUUUUGCGAAA